Molecule: messenger RNA, 3264 nt
Organism: Penicillium lagena
Lineage: Eukaryota; Fungi; Ascomycota; Eurotiomycetes; Eurotiales; Aspergillaceae
Product: putative NRPS-like enzyme
Exons: 2
Coding region: 1-3264 (1087 amino acids)
Source: RefSeq, a predicted model, not a curated record
AUGGCAUCAACCUCUGAGACUGUUACCACAGCGGUCGUGCAACCGUCUCAAACCAAAGAUAUUGCAACUCGCCUGCUGAACGGCACUCUCCACGCCGACUAUCCGCCCAUUGAGCAGUUCAUGACCCUCGAUGGCCUGCUCAAGUCUCAUGCUGCUCAACCAGACGAAGCUCAAAGACCAUUGAUUUGCUAUCCUAUCCGUGGAGCGGCUGACUUCGAAGAGCAUACAGCUGGUGAUAUCGACCGCUAUACGGAUGCCGCGGUUCGCUACUACAUGGAGCAAGGACUCCCACCAGCGGACCCUGCUCUCGAUAAAGCACCUGUCAUUGCUCUGCUUGCUGGCUCCAGCUUCGAAGUCAUAUUGACUUUCUUCGCGCUCAAUCGCCUCGGCUAUGCUGUGCUCUUUUUGUCCACUCGUCUCACUGCUCCGGCCUACGCACGCCUGUUGGACAUGGCAGACUGCAAACAGCUCAUCAUUGCAGAGCAAUAUCAGCGUACAGUCACUGAUAUCUGUGUGGAGCGGCCCGGAUGCAGCAGUUUUUUGAUAUUGCAACGAGGAAACUGGUUUAAUCGCCCGGUCAGCUCACCUCGGUUCGAGCGCCCAAAUGUGGAUCCAGCACGAGAGGGCAAGAAGAUGGCUUGGAUUCUGCAUUCCUCUGGGAGUACAGGUUUUCCGAAACCAAUCUUCCUGACCAACCUGCAGUCCUUGGCCAAUUUCCGUAAGAGUUUCGGCUUCCGCCUAUUCAAUAUCAGUCCUCUAUUCCACUCUCACGGACUUAUGGAAAUUGGUCGAGCAUUCUAUACCCGAGCGACAGCGUAUCUGGGAAAUCACUCUCUCCCCGUCACAUACCAAAACCUCUAUGACGCCCUUCAAAUUGCACAACCUCAGCAGAUCAGCGCAGUGCCCUAUGUCAUCAAGCUUUUGGCAGAAAAGCCGGAAGGUAUCCAAGCGUUGGCCAAAGCCGAAAUUGUGUUGUAUGGGGGAUCCAGUUGUCCAGAUGAUCUUGGCGACCGUCUUGUUGCCCAGGGCGUCAAUCUGGUUGCGAACUACGGCGCAACUGAGACUGGGCAAAUCAUGACCUCUUUCCGCUCUCCAGGUGAUACCGAGUGGCAAUACAUGCGUCUGCAUCGCCCUGUUGCCGACCAUACCUUGAUGGAUGAAAUUUCGCCUGGAGUCUUCGAAUGUGUAGCGCUGGACAGUCUUCCGAGCAAAGGCCCUUCAAACUCAAAACCACCUUACAGUGCAAAGAAUCCAGAGAAUAGUUUCAGAACAGCCGAUCUGUUCACGCGACACCCAGACCCCCAAAAAAGCAAUUAUUACAAGUAUCUGAGUCGACUGGAUGAUCGAAUUACUCUUGUCAAUGGUGAGAAGGUGCUUCCUAUCCCCAUUGAAGGUCGCGUCAGAGAGGAACCACUCGUGCAGGAGUGUGUUGUAUUUGGCUUUCAGCGAACUGUUCCCGGGGCCCUGAUCUUCCGUGCUCCUGACAAGGCCCCGGAUAUGAGCGAUGAUGAUUUUUUGGAAGCUAUAUGGCCCGCCGUCGAGGCUGCAAAUUCUCGUGCCGAGACUUUUUCCCGCAUUCCCAAGGAACUGGUCGUGAUCAAAGGUGCCGAUGUUUUUUACCCUAGGACGGAUAAGGGAACUUGCAUUCGCGCUCAGGUCUAUCAGAUGUUUGAGGACGAUAUUAAAGCUGCCUACACCAGGUUCGAAGGGAACGGUCAGCGGAAGGGAACUCUUGCACUCGGUGUGCCGGAACUAGAAGAGUGGUUGUUGUCCAGAUUUCGUGACGACCUCGGUGUACCGCUGCCGAGUGUUCAGACCGAUAUCUUCUCGACUGGUGUCGACAGCCUGCAGACUACACAGAUAUGGAGAUACAUCGUGCGUGAUCUUGACCUUGGAGAGCAAGGGGACAAUGUGAGCCAGAACAUUGUCUUCGAGAAAGGAACCAUCAGCGCUCUUGCGAAGCAUUUGUAUCAGCUGCGCACCGGCGAAGAAUAUGAAGAGGAAGACGAAAAACAGAUCAUGCGGCAGAUGAUCGAGAAAUACUCCCACUUUACACAGCACUUUCCCACUACGACAAGAAAUCCAGAGAAGGAAGUCGUGCUUGUCACUGGCGCAACAGGCAACCUAGGGGCAUUUAUCGUCUCGGAAAUCCUCAAACGACCAUCAGUGUCCGAGGUCUGGGCCCUGGUUCGGGCACCAGGGCAGGCUGCAGGAGGUGCCCGUCUAAUGAACGCUCUAUCAGAUCGCAGCAUUGCUCUCACUGACGAUGAGGCCGUAAAGCUUCGUGCAAUCCCCAGCGACUUGUCUCAACCUAACCUGGGCUUGGACACCCAUGUCCUCGAACACCUUCUCUCAUCCCUGACGUGCGUCAUCCACAGUGCCUGGGCCGUCAACUUCAACCUGGGCGUGCGGUCCUUUGAGGAACAGCAUAUCCGCGGCACAUACAACCUCAUCAAUUUCUGUCUGCGCUCCAAACUACCCACUCCGGCACGGUUCUUCUUCUGCUCGAGCGUGAGCACUGCAAGCAACACUCCCAAGCCGGCUUCCAUUCCAGAGACCGCUAUCGAGAAUCUGGAGCAUGCACAGACUAUAGGCUAUGGGCGAUCGAAGCUGGUUACGGAGCAUAUCACCCGAAACGCUAUGCGGCAUACUGGUAUGCAUGCCCGGGUUCUGAGAAUCGGUCAGCUUGGUGGAGAUACAGUCACUGCGCAGUGGAAUGACACCGAAGCUGUAGCGCUCAUGUUCCGCAGUGCGUUGAGUACGGGUGCGCUGCCUGCAUUGGACGAGGAAACCAGCUGGCUACCUGUCGACGAAUGCGCCCGAACAGUUGCAGAAUUAGCUCUUAAUACCGGAGAGCCUUCAUCGGAUGUCGACCUGGUGUAUCAUCUGGUCAACCCACGAACAUUUAGCUGGAAGCACGACUUGCUCCCCGCUUUGAAGCAAGGUUCAGCCCUGCCAAGCUUUAAAAUUGUGCCCCCACAAGAAUGGCUACAGAAAUUGGCAGAUAGUGAACAGGAUCCAGAGAAGAACCCAAGCAUUAAACUACUUGAUUUCUGGCGAUCAAAGUAUGCGGGUUAUGGUCAGCCGCGGUCGGCUACCACCAUUACGGAACAGGGCCAACAAGAGAAAUUUCACGGUCUUACCUUCGAAACUCACCGGACAAUCAAAGAUUGCUCGUCGCUGGCCCUGGUCAAAGACCCCGUUACUGAGGGAUUGAUACUGAGAUACAUUGAAUCAUGGAUGAAACGGUGGACCAGCACAUAG